CCGCCUCCUCCUCCUCUUCUUCUUCUUCUUCCUCCUCUUUCCUCCUCCUCCUCCUCCUCCUGCCGCCGCCGCGCCCGGCCAUGUCGAUGCUGCCGUCGUUCGGGUUCACGCAGGAGCAGGUCGCCUGCGUCUGCGAGGUGCUGCAGCAAGGGGGGAACCUGGAGAGGCUGGGCCGGUUCCUCUGGUCGCUGCCCGCCUGCGACCACCUGCACAAGAACGAGAGCGUCCUGAAGGCCAAGGCGGUGGUGGCCUUCCACCGCGGCAACUUCCGCGAGCUCUACAAGAUCCUGGAGAGCCACCAGUUCUCCCCCCACAACCACCCCAAGCUGCAGCAGCUCUGGCUGAAGGCUCACUACGUGGAAGCCGAGAAGCUGCGGGGCAGACCCUUGGGCGCCGUCGGCAAGUACCGCGUCCGCCGAAAAUUCCCUUUGCCCCGCACCAUCUGGGACGGCGAGGAAACCAGCUACUGCUUCAAGGAGAAGUCCCGGGGCGUGCUGCGGGAAUGGUACGCCCACAACCCCUACCCGUCCCCCCGGGAGAAGCGGGAGUUGGCAGAAGCCACCGGGCUCACCACCACCCAGGUCAGCAACUGGUUCAAGAACCGGAGGCAGCGGGACCGAGCGGCGGAGGCGAAGGAAAGGGAGAACACGGAAAACAACAACGCGGCCACCAACAAACCCAACCAACUCUCGCCUCUGGAUGGGAGCAAACCCCUCAUGUCCAGCUCCGAGGAAGAAUUCUCUCCUCCCCAAAGCCCGGAUCAGAACUCAGUCUUGCUCCUGCAGGGGAACCUCAGCCACGCCAGGAGCUCCGGCUACUCCCUGGGCAGUUUGGCCGCAUCCCAGCCCCCGCACAACCUCCCGGGCCACCAGCUCCAGGACUCGCUGCUGGGACCCCUCACGUCCAGCCUGGUGGAUCUGGGAUCCUAAAGGCCGGCGGCGGGUGGCCGGAGGAACGGGAGAGGAAGUUCUGCUCGGGGACAGAAGCCCUGGGUUGUACAUAGAGGACAGCACCCGGUUUUACAGCUCAUCCCCCCCCCACCCCCCGAUUCUCGACGGGGACUCUCGGUUCUUUCACACAACUCCACGUCGGCUCCUGGUCCAGUUCCCUCCCGGCAUCUCCCACUACCACCAUGAUUUUAUUUUAUUUUAUUUUUUCUUCACGUAGCCAAAAAGCCACGAAGAGGCAGAAAACCCUCAGCCCUUCGAGUUCAAACGAGCUGGUCCCAGUGGGAAUUACAACAAAAAAAAAAAAAAAAAAAAGGGGGGGGGAAAAAAUAAAAAAAAAAAA
Messenger RNA from Calidris pugnax (ruff), 1290 nucleotides. RefSeq names its product SIX homeobox 1 (gene SIX1). Gene Ontology annotation, molecular function: RNA polymerase II cis-regulatory region sequence-specific DNA binding; DNA-binding transcription factor activity, RNA polymerase II-specific. Gene Ontology annotation, cellular component: transcription regulator complex; nucleus. The transcript has 2 exons. The record is from RefSeq and is a predicted model, not a curated record. The coding region runs from base 81 to 929 and encodes 282 amino acids. Lineage: Eukaryota; Metazoa; Chordata; Aves; Charadriiformes; Scolopacidae. Gene Ontology annotation, biological process: regulation of transcription by RNA polymerase II.